Molecule: messenger RNA, 2271 nt
Organism: Knipowitschia caucasica
Lineage: Eukaryota; Metazoa; Chordata; Actinopteri; Gobiiformes; Gobiidae
Source: the annotation of a GenBank genome assembly
AUGCAAGUCUCAGUGAAGUUGGGUGGCCAUGGACCCAUUCAGCCAACUCAUCCUCACCAUUUCGGAUUCAUCAACCUCACUGACAAGCAGAGGGUGGAGUGGAACUCAAGGACAGUGUCGACCUUUCAUGCUCUGUUAGUGGGGCUGUUCUGUCUCUACAUUUUAUUCUUUGAUGAUCCCGUCAAUGAAGACCCAGUCUGGGGAGAUCCUACAUUAGUGAAGACUAAUGUUGCCAUCACAACAGGCUACCUCAUUUCUGAUCUGCUGCUAAUAUUUUACUAUUGGAACGCGAUAGGCGACAAGUUUUUUGUAGUUCACCAUCUGGCAGCUUUGUAUGCUUACUACUAUGUACUGGGUGAAGGAAUGUUGCCUUAUUUUGCAAACUUUCGCCUGUUAGCGGAGUUCUCCACACCGUGUGUGAACCAGCGUUGGUUCUUUGAGGUCCUAGGAUACCCAAGGUCCUCUCCACCCAACAUGGCCAAUGGCGUUGCCAUGGCAGUGAUGUUUUUCCUGGUCCGCAUCGCUGUCAUCCCGGUGUACUACGGACGCAUGUACACAGUGUAUGGCACCGAGGCCUUCUACCUGGUGCCCUGGGGCGGCCGUGUGGCCUGGAUCGGCUCCAGCGCCAGCGUGGGCCGUGCCCGCAGCACCAUCAUGGCAGAAGUUUGGGAGUGGUGUGAUCACUGGAGGUUUGUGUGUGAGUCCAGCGCCUUCAGCAACAUGAGCGUAGAUUUCUCCAGAAAUGCCACAGAGAGCCCCGAGGCCUGCAAAGCAGAAGUCCAAGGGAAUAUUCCCCACUGGCUCCAAGGAACGCUCCUGCGCAAUGGCCCCGGGAUCUUCUCUCUGGGAGAGACCAGCUACGAGCACUGGUUUGACGGGAUGGCCCUGAUGACCAGCUUCUCUUUUAAAGAUGGUGAAGUGACCCACAGAAGCAGAUUUCUCAGAAGUGACACAUAUAAGGCCAACAUGUCGGCCAACCGAAUAGUGGUGUCUGAGAUGGGCACGAUGGCAUACCCAGACCCAAGAAAAAACUUCAUUUUCAAGGCAAUUACUUUUCUUAACCACACUGUGCCUGACUUCACUGACAAUGGUGCAAGUAAUUUCAUCAAGUAUGGGAAUGAAUACUUUGCCACCUCUGAGACCAAUUACAUUCGAAAGAUUGACCCGGUUACUCUGGAAACACAGGACAAGGUGGAUUACUUGAAAUAUCUCCCAGUCAAUUUGGCUUCGUCCCAUCCACAUUAUGACAAUGAAGGCAACACUUACAACAUGGGCACGUGUAUCGCAGAGAAGGGCAAGACCAAGUAUGUGGUGUUCAAAGUCCCAGCUCAUCCAGAUAAAGAUGCAGUAAAGAAGGCAGAGGUGGUCUGCACUGUCCCCUGUCGCUCUCUCCUCACGCCGAGCUACUACCACAGCUUUGGGAUGACCGAGAACUACUUCAUCUUCAUCGAGCAGCCUUUCAAACUGGACAUCCUCAAGAUGGCCACUGCUUACAUGAGAGGAGUCAACUGGGCAAGCUGCCUCAAGUUCUGCCCCGAUGAGAAUACGCUGAUCCAUUUAAUUGACAGAAAAACAGGAAAAGAGAUUGAAACCAAAUAUUACACUGGAACAAUGGUUGUUUAUCAUCACGUGAAUGCUUUUGAGGAAGAUGGACAUGUUGUCUUUGAUGUGAUAGCAUACAAGGAUAACAGCCUUUAUAAUAUGUUUUACCUAAGCAAGCUCAAGCAAAAUCCUGGCUUUCAAGAUGACGCCUAUGUCAAACCAAACUACAAAAGAUUUGUGCUUCCUGUCAAAUCAGACAAGGAUGUUGCUAUCGGAGAAGAUAUGGUGUCACUAAAGUACACAACAGCCAGUGCAGUCAAAGAAAAAGAUGGAAAACUUAUGUGCCAAGCGGAGGUGCUGUGUGAAGGCUUUGAACUACCAAGAAUAAAUUACAACAAUAAUGGCAAGAAUCUUCGCUAUGUCUACGGCAGCAUUGUUGAUGAUUCUGCUGUUUCAAAGCGGAUUGGGAAGUUUGACACAGAAACUAAGACUAUGGUUUAUUGGAGUGAAGACAACAGCUUCCCAUCAGAACCUGUUUUUAUCCCCAGACCAAACGGAGAGUCAGAAGAUGAUGGAGUUGUUUUAGUGUCGGUCACCAACUAUGAGCCUGGUCAUUCCUGUUUCCUUGCUGUUCUCGAUGGAAUAACGUUGAAAGAAGUGGCCCGAGCGAAUGUGAAAGGCCAGCUCUACAGAGACGUGCAUGGCUUCUACAUCCCAAAAACCGACUAA